Molecule: messenger RNA, 330 nt
Organism: Symbiodinium necroappetens
Lineage: Eukaryota; Dinophyceae; Suessiales; Symbiodiniaceae
Source: the annotation of a GenBank genome assembly
AUGCGUCAUCUGCCGAGGUUAAGUGGAGGCUUUGCAGAUUGGGGCUCCCAAGCUGCCAGUGCUUGUGAGAGGAGCUACGAGACCUUCCUCAACACCACCAAAUGCGCCAGUGAAGCUGCAUGCUGGGAGGACGGUGUGCCUUGCAGUUGCUGCUUGGCGAAUCCAAUCCUCGACGGCUUUAUUGCACACCAGUCGGCAACUCUAGGAAAUCGAUCGGCUCAGAAUGAUUUGGGACUCUGGUGUGUUGCUCGGAUCCUUUGUCAGCAUCUUGGCAUCACCCAAGUUUCUACUAAACGAACUGCAGAGACGCUCGAAGCCCUGCAGCUUUAG